AUGAUCCGACCCGAAGGCAUCGGCGCCACACCAGUUGGACGGCGCGUAUUCCACCUGGUGGCCGCUAGCUUCACCACGCUAUUGGCCCUCGCCAUUCCCGAGCAUGCCUACAUGACCAUCGUGGGCGGCGGCGCUUUGCUCUCGUUGGCCGUGGACGUGGGUCGCCAGCGCGUCGGGCCGAUCAAUCGCGCUUAUGUGGGGAUAUUCCGAUCCAUCCUGAAACCGUCGGAAUCCACGGAUAUAACCGGCGCUACCUACCUGUUGUUCGCGAUCUUCUUCGCGUUCUAUUUCUUUGGCCCGGAGAUUGCGAUACCGGUGUUGAUGUUCGUGGCAGUGGGCGAUCCGGUAGCCGCUUUGGUCGGUACGCGCUGCCCCGGUCCGCGCCUUUGGGGCAAAUCCCCCAUCGGCAGCCUCGCGUUUGUCGUCGCCUCAAUGGCUGUCUGGGCCAUCUUGGUAGCUGCGGGGUUCGGGUCGUGGUCAGUGGCAGUGGUUGUCACCGCCGUCCUGGCCGCUGCCGUCGAACUAGCGCCGUUCCCGUUGGAUGACAACCUGACGGUACCGUUGAUCGCGGGAGGCUUUAUGAUGCUGGCGCGAGUCGCGGGCUGGUAG
Molecule: messenger RNA, 609 nt
Organism: Geodia barretti
Lineage: Eukaryota; Metazoa; Porifera; Demospongiae; Tetractinellida; Geodiidae
Source: the annotation of a GenBank genome assembly